CUUUAUUCAUUUACAUUGACAUUUAUGGCAUUUGGCAGACGCCCUUAUCCAGAGUGACUUACAAAAGUGCUUUGAAGUCUCUAGCAAUAAAUACAUUCUGAUACUGACACAAGCUGAGAAUACCAUCAGUCCAAAAACUCUGUUGGGGAGGUAAUAUAGUAACAAGCACUCAGACAAUACAAAGUUUUUUUUUCUCGUUUUUUUUUAAAGUGCUAAUUUAAGUACAGUGCUAAUAAGUAAGCUUAUUCACAUAAACCUGGAUACAUGAAGCAAGAAAAAUGUUGAAUGGUAUAAUGAAAGCUUUGUCAUCUGUGACAUAUACAACAUAUCCAGACAUGCAGGACGACAUCCGGAGCUAAUAAGAACAUCUUGACUCAUAAUGUUGAUUUCACAUGAUUUCACAAGUGUACAGAAGCACCUUGUGGAAUGUUUUAUGUAUGUCUUUAGUAUUAUCCAUGUCUUCUGUCACAUGCACCGCUGCCCAGGUUAGUUUUAAUUUCAGUCUGAAACUGCACAACACAAACAAAUAAACCAGCUUCAGGCAAAGCUUACGAAGGCAUGCAAAGAGAACCUGACAGAGCAAUGAUAUUACCAUUUGGUUUGGUAUUAAUUCACUUUAUACAACCUGUUGUCUCAGCAAGUGUAAAAUCAAUAUAUUAAUUAAAUUUACAUACAUUUACGAUGUUAAUCAUACAUAAUACAAUAACAGACUGGAAAAUAUUUUGCUAAUUUGUAGCUGAUCCUGUAUCACAAGUAAUGAUUCAUUGUUUAUACAAAACAUGAUGAGACACUUAUCUUGAUGACAUUAUGGCAUUAUAUUUCAUUCUUCAGUCAAAACAGAUAUUCCUGUCUGCUCCUCUAUUUCUGUUCCAUUUUUGAGUUGGGCAUGGGCCAUAUCUUAAAAUAUGUGAAAUUGUGCAUGGAGUUUGCCUUCAACUCAGCCACAGAUUCACUGCUCUCUUUUAUUUACUUAUUUGGUACAGUAGCUUUCUCAUAGGCAGAAACUUAUAAAGAGAGAAAAGAGCUGAGAAUUCCAAUACACUAUAGGCGGUGAGGAGAACAUGAAAGUCCAUCUAAUAGCAGGCUAAGGGACAAUUACAAGACUCCACAUGAAAGACUAAAAUGGAGUAAAGAAGAAUGGGCAGCUGCACAAAACAGAUAAUGAGAUAAAGGCUAGCACUCUUCCAGCUAAUGCACGUGGUUAGAUAGAGCACACUGUCUCUGUCAGCCUUAUGAGCUCUCACUCUGUUGACUGGAAGAGUGUUUCUUCGAGUUUGUCUCAGUGCAGAGGGCUGUUCAGAGGGAUUUGCUGUGAUAGUUGAGCUCUUAGCUACAGUGCAGUACAGCGCAGAGCAGUGCUAUGGGAAAUGGGACAAAUGAGAAGAUUGUACUAAAAAUUGGAGUGUCAUAGCAGCUGGUUGGUGUUCAAGGAGUUAAAACAGUCCAGAAAGAUCACAAGAUACAUCUUAUCACAGGACAAUUCUGGAUAUGGAUUAUGGGGAACGGUUAAGAUCAAAACAAUUAGGUGAUGACACUCCAGGAGAAGACAAUCCCUUCCUUACUGUUUAUGACUAUGACAGGAGCUGUGAUGGGAAAAACAUGGCACUCUACGAGGAAGAAAUGGACAGUACUCCAAUGGUGUCGUCCCUCCUCAACAAGCUGGCCAAUUAUACCAACCUGACUCAGGGGGUUGUGGAUCAUGAGAAAGCUGAGAGUGAGGAUGGAGUUAAGAGGGUCACCAUCAAGGGUCCUCAGAUGGGCACUUUUAUUGGUGUGUACCUGCCCUGUGUGCAGAACAUCUUGGGUGUGAUUUUGUUUCUGCGCCUCACCUGGAUUGUAGGCACAGCUGGAAUUUUAGGCUCCUUUGCCAUCGUCUUCAUGUGCUGUGCCUGUACCUUACUGACAGCAAUAUCUAUGAGUGCCAUUGCAACUAAUGGAAUGGUGCCAGCUGGUGGCUCAUAUUACAUGAUCUCCAGAGCACUGGGUCCAGAGUUUGGAGGUGCUGUUGGGUUAUGCUUCUACCUUGGUACAACCUUUGCUGGAUCCAUGUACAUACUGGGCACCAUAGAGAUCCUUUUGAUGUACAUAGUGACAAAUGGAGCUUUGUACCAGGACCACCCGAAUAGCAUGCGGUUGUAUGGAACAUGCUGUUUGGCCCUCAUGGCUCUGGUGGUGUUUGUUGGGGUCAGGUACGUGAAUAAACUGGCACUGGUCUUUCUUUCCUGUGUGAUUCUGUCCAUUAUGGCCAUCUACGCUGGAGUCAUCAGAACUGUCAUCAGCCCUCCAGAUUUCCAAAUCUGUAUGCUGGGUAACCGCACACUAAAAAAUAUCGAAUUUGAAAAAUGCAUGAAGACAGAAGUGAUCAACAACAUAACCUAUACAACAGACCUGUGGAAGCUGUUCUGUAGUUCACCUUUCCUCAAUGCAACGUGUGAUGAAUACUUCGUCCAGAACAAUUUAACAGAGAUCAAGGGCAUUCCAGGCCUGCUAAGUGGAGUUAUCACAGAUAACUUAUGGGGAGAUUAUGGCUCCAGUGGGAUGCUGGUAGAGAAGAAGGACCAGGUGUCAUCUCCAGCAGAGAAUAUCAGAGACUAUCAAAGAAUAUCGGGGAAUAUCAAAGAGCACUUGCCGUAUGUCUACAAUGACAUCACCACUUUCUUCACAAUGAUGGUGGGCAUUUACUUCCCCUCAGUCACAGGGAUCAUGGCGGGAUCAAACCGGUCUGGAGAUCUGAGGGAUGCUCAGAGGUCUAUCCCCAUUGGCACCAUUAUGGCCAUUAUGACUACUUCCAUCAUUUAUAUUUCUUGUGUGGUGUUGUUUGGGGCCUGCAUGGAGGGAGUGUUAUUGAGAGAUAAGUUUGGGCUCUCUGUGAAGGGAAGCCUGGUGGUAGGCGCUCUGGCUUGGCCUUCACCUUGGUUGAUUGUGAUUGGCUCAUUCUUUUCUUGCUUUGGUGCUGGACUACAGAGCCUGAUUGGCGCCCCCAGGCUUCUGCAUGCCAUUGCACAUGAUGGCAUCAUUCCCUUCCUACAGGUAUUUGGUCACAGUAAAUCCAAUGGUGAGCCAACCUGGGCAUUGCUGCUAACUGUAGGAAUCUGUGAAAUUGGGAUUCUUAUCGCUUCUGUGGAUGCUGUUGCUCCCAUUCUUUCAAUGUUUUUCUUGAUGUGCUACCUCUUUGUAAACUUCGCUUGUGCUAUCCAAACACUCCUGCGCACCCCGAACUGGAGACCAAGGUUUAAAUUCUAUCACUGGAGUCUUUCGGUCCUGGGCAUGACUCUUUGUCUCACUCUUAUGUUUGUUUCAUCCUGGUAUUAUGCUCUGGUGGCCAUGCUGCUUGCAGGAUGCAUAUAUAAAUACAUUGAAUACAGAGGGGCAGAGAAGGAGUGGGGAGAUGGAAUCAGAGGGCUGUCCCUAAAUGCUGCACAAUAUGCGCUUAUCAAAUUAGAAGAAGCGCCGCCCCAUACCAAGAACUGGAGGCCUCAGCUCCUGGUGUUACUGAACCUUGACUCUGAUUUGGCGGUGAAGCACCCGCGACUGCUCUCUUUCACGUCUCAGCUGAAGGCAGGGAAAGGUCUUACCAUUGUGUCUUCAGUGCUGCAGGGAACCUAUAUGACCCGAAGUGCUGAGGCCAAAAGUGCGGAAACAAAUGUCAAGGCAUCCAUGUCUGCGGAGAAAACAAAGGGCUUUUGUCAUGUUGUGGCAUGCUCUAACUUGAGAGAUGGUUUCUCCAACUUGAUCCAGUCAGCUGGUCUGGGAGGCAUGAAGCACAAUACUGUCCUGAUGGCAUGGCCCAGCAACUGGAGACAGGCUGAGGAUGCAACCUCCUGGAAAAACUUUAUUGAGACAGUGAGAGAGACGACUGCUGCACACCAGGCCCUGCUUGUGGCAAAGAACAUUGACAUUUUUCCAAGCAACACAGAGCGUCUGGCUGAGGGCACCAUUGAUGUGUGGUGGAUUGUCCAUGAUGGAGGCCUGCUCAUGCUGCUUCCAUUCCUGCUCCGCCAGCACAAGGUGUGGAAAAAAUGUAAGAUGCGCAUCUUUACUGUGGCACAUCUGGAUGACAACAGCAUUCAGAUGAAGAAGGAUCUGCAGAUUUUCAUGUAUCAGCUGCGCCUUAAUGCAGAAGUGGAGGUGGUGGAGAUGCAUGAGAGUGAUAUCUCAGCCUUUACCUAUGAGAGGACCCUAGUGAUGGAGCAGCGUUCUCAAAUGCUAAAACAGAUGCAGCUGUCCAAAACCGAGAGGGAAAGAGAGAUUCAAAGCAUUACAGAUGAAUCCAGGAGUUCCAUUAAAAGGAAGAACCAAACAAAGAGCCUGUCUCCUAACACUUUACAAGUACCUGGCAUGGAAGACCUGGAGCAUGAGGCUCACAUGCUUCAUGAAAGGAAUUCUAAGUGUCAGGGUGGCCACCAAGAAAGGAACAGCCCUGACUCUCAUCAAGUCCACAUGACCUGGACCAAAGAGAAAUUUGUUGCAGAGAGGCAGCGUCACCGUGAGGCUAACCCAGGCAUACGGGACAUUUUCAACAUGAAACCAGAGUGGGAGCACCUAAACCAGUCCAAUGUCAGAAGAAUGCACACUGCAGUCAAAUUGAAUGAAGUUCUGGUCAACAAAUCCCAGAAUGCCCACCUUGUCUUACUGAAUAUGCCUGGACCACCUAAAAACAAGGAUGGUGAUGAGAACUACAUGGAAUUUUUGGAGGUGUUAAUGGAAGGUUUGGAGCGGGUUCUGCUCGUACGAGGUGGAGGAAGAGAGGUCAUCACCAUCUACUCAUAGUUCACAGUGGAAAUGACUAGUACUCAGGGAAGGUAAAAUAAAAAUAGGAAAUAAAAAAUAAAAUCCUUUUAACCACACUGGUACAGGCAGUUAGACCUACAUAAAAAUGCCUCAUUUGGUCAAACAUUUUCUUUAAUCGAUUUUAAGAGGCGCUUAUUUAUAUUUUGGUAGUACCAAUAAUAUAAAUACAGUGUAAAUGUUAAUAUUCUACACAAAGUACUGGCAUUUUUUUCGCAGUGUCCCUUCCACACACAAUUUUAUCCCAGUGGUAAUAUCCAAGUUUCAAUUAGUCAGUUAGAUUUAGUCCUUACAUAUUUUAAGAAAGUGUCACUUUAAACUGAUUGUGCCUACUUUGCGACCUACUGUUCAUUUUAUACACUUUUAUACUACAAUAAAAGUAUAAUAAUAGGUCACUGAGAAUCUAAGUUAAAAAAGCCCAUCCGUUCUACCAACCACAUAUUAAAAAUAUAUUGCAUCUUAAUACAGUGUGACCCAUAGAGUGCUCUCAAAACAACAGAUUUUUCCAGAUUAUAAAUUUCUUCUGAUUCUCACUGACAGUAUGGAUGUGUUCACUUCUGACACAUAAAAUACCAAUUACCAAAUGUUUUUUCAACACCAGAAUGCAAGACACCAGAAUGUUUAUAACAUUUAAAAAAUAUACUUUUUCCCCUGAAGUCAGAAUAUGACAUUUAACAAAAGGCUUUUCUGGUGAUACCAAAUAAUAUCAAAACCCUAAAUCUGUGGGGGUUGAUACUAAAUAUUAAUAUUAUAUAUUAAGCUUUGUUAUAUUACAUUAUAUUUUAUAUUAUAGGCUUUAUUAUGUUAUAUUGUGUGUGCUGUAAGACAAUACAAUUAAUGGUGUUGUCAAUUAAAGUGUUUGUAUUUUUCAGUUGUUCCAUAUAAUAUGCUGCUAUUUUAAUUGAAAAGUGUUUAUUCCUAUUGGCUCUUGAAGGGUGCCAUUUCCUCACAAGAAGAACUUCAUUAUGCAGUUCUUUUAAACCAAAAAAAAAGGUUGCUGUGGGAGAUUCAGCAUGAUGUAGACUGAAUGAUGUGCAUGGUGAUGCAUGUUGCGUGCCAGUAACCAUGCGCUAGAUGAUGAAUCAGCGAUGAAUCUGAUGUUAUAGGAAGCACCUCAUUCAGUCACAAUGUAGAAGAACAAUAUGUUUGUAACUUGUUUAAUAGAGAAAUUGUAGCAUAGAUAAAUUGUAGCAUAGAUAAAUAUGUACAUAGAGAAAACUGUACAUAGAGAAAUCUGUACAUAGAUGGGACAUCACUUAACUUAAAAGAAGAUGUAUUGCUUGAUUGCUUGAGGUGGCCUUCAAGAGAUUCCUGUCUUCAUUCUUAGUCAAACAGUACUAUGUUUUUUGAAUUUGUAUUUGGUUUGGAUUUUUCUUGCUUUCUGGACAUUUCUAAUUACAUACCAAACAUACACAUAAGCAGAUUAAUUUAUGUUAAACAUUUUUUUUUCUCCCAAUAAACUCUCUGGAUUGA
This is a messenger RNA of Pangasianodon hypophthalmus (striped catfish), 6261 nucleotides long. Its product is annotated as solute carrier family 12 member 7. Gene Ontology annotation, cellular component: membrane. Gene Ontology annotation, biological process: chemical synaptic transmission; chloride transmembrane transport; potassium ion import across plasma membrane. The transcript is spliced from 26 exons. The record is from RefSeq and is a predicted model, not a curated record. Lineage: Eukaryota; Metazoa; Chordata; Actinopteri; Siluriformes; Pangasiidae. Gene Ontology annotation, molecular function: potassium:chloride symporter activity. The coding region runs from base 1489 to 4770 and encodes 1093 amino acids.